This is a messenger RNA of Cajanus cajan (pigeon pea), 3520 nucleotides long. Its product is annotated as protein PAT1 homolog. Gene Ontology annotation, cellular component: P-body. The record is from RefSeq and is a predicted model, not a curated record. Lineage: Eukaryota; Viridiplantae; Streptophyta; Magnoliopsida; Fabales; Fabaceae. Gene Ontology annotation, biological process: deadenylation-dependent decapping of nuclear-transcribed mRNA; P-body assembly. Gene Ontology annotation, molecular function: RNA binding.
CGAUUAGUCGUAUUCUGGUUCCGGUUUUAGGGUUCUUUGGCACAAAAAACAAUUCUGAAAUAAAUCUCAAUCUCCUUUGUAUUUGUAGGGUUCCCUUUUCUCUCUCUUUAUCUUCUUUUCGCCUUCUCUUCUCUUUGGCUUUGAUCCAAAUAAUCCUUCUUCAUGUGCUCAAUUAUUUUGCACACGUUUUUUUCUUCUUCAUCUUCCCUUUUUUCUUCGGGUUAAGUUUCGAGUUUUAGUUUGAGAAAGAAAUAGUGUUUCAAGUUUCAAUCUUUUCGUAUUGGGUUCUUUUUUCUCCUCUUUGAAUCUUUUUCUUUUUCCUAUUUUUCUCUUUUUGGGUUUUCUUCGGCUUCGUUUUCAUGGUGGGUAUGGAUGGGUUUGGAGCUGGGGGUGAUGUUGGGGGAGUUCCCAACACACAGGAUCUUAGGCAACUGGGGAGUGUUCCCACAGAGGGUGCAGUUUUUGAUGCAUCACAAUAUGCAUUUUUUGGUCAAGAUACUGUCGUUCAAGAAGUUGAGUUGGGAGGUUUAGAAGAUGAUGAUGAUUUGCCUGAGUCGAAUGAGGAGGAGUUCAUUCUCCAUAGAGAAGAGGUUGAGGAUCUAAGAUCACUUUCCGAUAUUGAUGAUCUCAGUACUACUUUUUGGAAGUUGAACAAGGUUGUAAGUGAACCAAAAAGUGCAGGAUUUAUUGGUGAACAGGGAUCAAGAGAAAAUUCUGCAGCUGAGUGGUCACAAAAGGAUGAUGUUCUUAACUGGUAUGAACAGAAUGCUUAUGACAAUGAAGGUUCUCUGGAUGGCAGAAGAAUGUCAUCACAGCCUCAUUCUUCUCUUUCUCAGUUACAUGAACCAAAGCCCUUGUACAGAACAUCCUCAUAUCCUGAGCAGCAAAGGCAGCAGCAACAUCACCAGCUCCAACCUAGUGAAUCAGCUCCCAACUGGUUUGAUCAGCAUUUAUACGGUACUGAAACUACUCAGGAUGGUAAACGGUGGUCAUCACAACCACAUUCCACCAUUGCACACUUACAAGAGUCUAGGCCCUUGCAUAGAACCUCUUUAUAUCCCGACAAGCAGCAGGAAGUUCCACAUUUUCCUAGUGAACCAAUUUUGGUACCAAACUCCUCAUUUACUUCUUAUCCUCCACCUGGUGGCAGAUCUCAACAGGCUUCUCCAAGUCAUAAUGCAGGUCACUUAAACAUUCCUUAUCAUUCCGUAGGAGCUCAGAUGGCACUAUCACCACAAAACAGAUCUCAUUUCUCCAAUUCUCCAUUACAGAUGAGUGGACUAAACCAUGGGCCACCUUUUGGUGGAAACAUGCGCCAAUUUCCUACUGGUUCCCCUCUUAAUCCGAUAAUACAGAAUCAAUUGGUUAACCAAUCAGGGUUAUAUCCUGGAGACCAUCCCAAUAUUUCCUCAGGUAUACCCAUGAUUAACAAAUAUGACCAGAUGCUGGGGCUGAUGGAACUGAGGGAUCAAAUGCCAAAAUCAGCUCAAAUGGGUAGACAUAAUCUCCGGUUUCCCCCACAGGGUUUUGAUAUGAGUGGCCUGAAAAGCAAUAUUGGAUGGCCUCGAUUCAGGUCUAAGUACAUGACUACUGAGGAAAUUGAGAACAUUCUUAGAAUGCAGCUUGCAGCAACACACAGUAAUGAUCCAUAUGUUGAUGAUUAUUACCACCAAGGCUGUCUUGCAAAAAAGUCUUCUGGUGCCAAAUUGAGGCAUCACUUUUCUCCAGCCCAAAUAAGGGAACUUCCUCUACGCCCCUCUUCUAAUUCUGAACCACAUGCUUUUCUUCAGGUUGAUGCUCUAGGGAGGGUUCCAUUCUCUUCAAUUCGCAGGCCCCGUCCUCUACUGGAAGUUGAUCCUCCUAAUUCCUCUCAUGGAGGUGGCCCUGAGCAAAGCAUUUCAGAUAAGCCUCUUGAACAGGAACCGAUGCUUGCAGCUAGGGUCACAAUUGAAGAUGGUCUUUAUCUUCUUCUUGAUGUAGAUGAUAUUGACCGUUACCUACAGUUUAAUCAACCUCAAGAUGCUGGUAUGCAGUUAAAAAGAAAACGACAGGGUCUUCUGGAAGGACUUGCUACCUCACUUCACUUAGUUGAUCCACUUGGAAAGAAUGGACGUACAACUACACUUGUCGCAAAAGACGACUUUGUUUUUCUCAGGAUAGUUUCUCUACCCAAGGGUCGAAAGCUACUUGCUAGGUACCUUCAACUGCUUUUUCCUGGUGAGCUAAUGCGAAUAGUCUGCAUGGCCAUAUUUCGGCAUUUAAGGUUUCUAUUUGGUGGCCUUCCCUCUGAUCCAGCUGCAGCAGAAACUAUUAGUAACCUUGCAAGGGUUGUUUCAAGGUGCAUCCGUGAAAUGGAUCUCGGUGCAAUAAGUGCUUGUCUAGCAGCUGUUGUUUGUACUUCUGAGCCACCUCCCUUACGACCCCUUGGAAGUUCUGCUGGAGAUGGGGCUUCCCUAAUUCUAGUAUCUGUGCUUGAGAGGGCAACUGAACUUCUAACCGAUCCUCAUGCUGCUAGCAAUUACAAUAUUGCAAAUCGUUCACUUUGGCAGGCUACAUUUGAUGAAUUCUUUGGCCUUCUGACCAAGUAUUGUGUGAAUAAAUAUGAUAGUGUCAUGCAAUCAUUCCUUAUACAAGGGACUCCAAAUAUGGCAGGCAUUGGUUCGGAUGCUGCAAGAGCUAUUAGUAAGGAAAUGCCAGUUGAACUCUUACGUGCAAGUCUACCUCACACUGAUGAUCGCCAGAAAAAACUAUUACUUGAUUUUGCUCAGCGCUCUAUACCUGUAGUUGGAUUUAAUAGUAAUUCUGGGGGUCAUGAUCACCAUGUGAAUUCAGAGUCAGUGCUGAGUUAAUUAGACAAUUGGACAUUCAUCUUUGGAGCUGUUCUCAAAAUACGGUGACAGUAAAUUUUAUAGGGACAACUUUGUGUGUCUGAUUACUUUGGAACAGUCUUAUGUGGAAGGAUCAGGUGCAUCUUCCUUAGAAGUUUUAGCCCCUUCAUAUUUUGUUAUGUUUUGGUAAUGCCAUGUAGCAUUGUGAUAAAUUUGCAAUCAGGCCCUUUGUGUAUUAUGAUAGACUUGGCUUGAUUUGUUCCUCUUGUCUCGUCUUUUUUUCUUUUGACAGGGGAGCUUAUUGUUGCUCAGUUUGUGGUUUCUAGAGCACAGUAGUGGGUAGUAUGUCCAGAUUUAGGUUUAAGUUGGAUUCCCAUGUUCCAUUAUUAUUACCAUACAAGCAUGGGAUUGUGGUUGUGUUCAUACUCCAUAUCUACCUUUAUAGAUAUCACAUGUCCAAAUUGAAGUAGCAUUGUGGGGUGCACCUAUUUAACCAGUCAACAAGGUGGCAUUGGCAUGCCUAAGAAUAAAGUAUGUUAAACCUUGUUUCGUGGUUUUUCAGUUUCCUCUCCUUGCCUUUUCGUUGGUGUAGACAUAAUUUUGUAUCAUCAUCUUUCUUGUUUGUCAAGUCAAGUGGACUAUUAUUGGAUCUAUCAUUUUUAUCCCACGUUGGUUUCUCUUGUUUCUCCUUA